This is a messenger RNA of Heteronotia binoei (common prickly gecko), 566 nucleotides long. Its product is annotated as small integral membrane protein 44-like. The coding region runs from base 156 to 431 and encodes 91 amino acids. Lineage: Eukaryota; Metazoa; Chordata; Lepidosauria; Squamata; Gekkonidae. The record is from RefSeq and is a predicted model, not a curated record. The transcript is spliced from 3 exons.
CAAGCCAACGCUCUGCUGCAACCCCUCUGGCUGUCCGAACAAAAGCGCCAUUGCAGAGGCGGGGCCCACCCAAGCCAAAGGACAGUUAUUUUCAGCCCGACAUUUCCUGUUGCUGCAGCUGCUUGUCUGCCAAGCACCUGGGGCCCGGGCAGCACAUGGAGCAUGGUCCUCGACUGAAUCGGACUGGAACGCUGGCGCUUCACGACCCUGCCCCCUCCUCCCCCAUCACCCCGCUCUACGCCGACUACCAGCCCCCAUCCUUGGACUUCAUUCAUGUGCCCCAGGCUGCCAUCUACAUGGUCAUGGCUGUAGUGGUCGUGGUAGGCGUGGCCUAUGCCAUCGUUGGUCACCUGAUACAUGACCUGAUGCAUGACCUGGCAGAUAGAUUAGCACUCAGGACCCAGACGGGCACAAGCAUCUUGUACCGGUAAAGGCAAGAAUCGUCUUUUUGUAAAGAACAAAGUCAUAACGGUCAAGAAGCUAAAUUCUCAAGCGAUGCAAAUGACGUGCCACGUUGUCUUUAACUUUUACAAGUAUUAUUCCAAUAAAAAUAAGCUCUACAUAAA